UUGGGCACCUGCUUCUGUUUGACUUUGCUUUUAGCUCACGUCUACAGGACCUGCUGUACAGUUUAAGAUAGUAGCUGAUGGGGCGUGGUGGGAGGGGCCCAGUCAGCCCCACUCUGGCCACCACCCCAGCCCAUUAUGACCUCCCUGGUCCUGCCCAGGCCUUUGUGACAGUUGCCCCUGAGGUGCCUAUGAGCCAUGACACCCAGAGCUCCCUUAGUAAGAGGGUGGCAGGACAGGCCAGGCCAAAGCCUGGACCUGGGGUCAGGAAGGGGUCACAGGGAGGAAUGGAGGGGCCGAAAACCCUGGGACCCUGCGGCCACACCCACCCCCAGUGCCCCCAGCCCCCAGCUCCGAGCAGCCACGGGGGGUGCCUGGACCCGCCCUGCCCAGUGUUCGCCAGGUGGCCCUGCAUGGUGCCUCUCAGCCCCACCCACUCGAUGGAGACUGCCAGGCCUUUCUCAGCCCUGGGGACAGGGAGUGGGGGACCCAGGGUUGGAGGCGAGGUACCCGGGAACUUCAUCACAAGUGAGGACGGCGAGCUGCAGCGACAGAGGCCGCGAGACCCAGCAAGGAUGAGACAAGGACAGACGGACGCCAGGCUGGGGUGGGGCUGGGCCCUGCACUCCAGCCGCGAGCGAGAGCAGAGGGCUUCCCGGCAUGCGGCAGGGCCCAGCUCCGGGCCCCGGCCCUGCCCAUGCCCACCCCUGAUCCCGGGCACAGGGGCCUCAGCCUCGCCCAGGGCAGACCCCCCCCAGCUCCAGGGCAUUCCCCUGGGGCCUGCAGAGCAGUCCUUCCUCCAGCUGGAGCAGGAGAACCAGAGUCUGAAGAGGCAGAACCAGGAUCUGCGGGAGCAGCUGGGGGCCCUCCUGGGGCCGGGGCAGCAGUUCCUGCCCUUGUGCCCAGAGCACUCGAGCUGUACGGCCCUGGCCUGGGUGAGUGCGGGGCGGGGCACGGCCCUGGCAGGACCGCGGGUGGCUCUGCGGAGCGCCCUGUGGCUCCAUGCGCUCCCCCCCCACCCCACUCCCAAGCAGUCCAUGACCGCGGACGCUGCCGAUGGCCUUGGGGCUGAGCCAGGGGCUCCUCCGCAGCCCCCUGAGCAGGCCUGCGCCCGGCCCCUGGAGGACAGGGCCCCUCUGCAGCUGCUGCGGCAGGAGCUGUGCCGGGGCGAGGAGUCCUUCGUGCAGCAGUCCCAGAACGAGCUGCAGCAGAUCCGACUGUCCUUUGAGAGGAAGAAAAUGGCUAUCACCGAGGUGCCACCUGCAGGGGUGUGGGACGGCGUGGCUGAAGUACACAUGGCCCUGAACAACCAGGCCACCGGGCUCCUGAACCUCAAGAAGGACAUCAGGGGCGUGCUGGACCAGAUGGAGGACAUCCAGCUGGAGAUCCUGGGGGAACGGGCCCAGUGUCGCACCCAAGCCAGGAAAGACCAGAAGAUGGCAUGCAGAGGGAAGGCACGGCCGCAGCUGGGAUGCUCCGAGGGCCUCAGAGGCCAGCUCUGGCUGCUGGCCCUGAGGCUGCUGCUGGGGGCCCUGCUGGCCUGCACCGCCGCCUACGUGUACGUGGUCGACCCCGCGCCCUUCGAGGGGCUGGUGCCGCCCCUGCUGAGCCGCGCCGCCGUCUGGAAGCUGCGGGCCCUGCUGGGCCCGUUCCUGCGCCUCGAGGUGGACGGCUUCCUGCCCUUCUAGGCCGGAGGCCCAGCGGCCCCAGCGAGGAGGAAGCCAGCAGGCCGGCGCGGCCCCCGGGGCCCAGCGGCCGCGCCGGCCCCCGCCCACGGCACUGCGGCGCACCGUCCCCGCCCGGAAGCUUGGAGA
Molecule: messenger RNA, 1811 nt
Organism: Cervus elaphus (red deer)
Lineage: Eukaryota; Metazoa; Chordata; Mammalia; Artiodactyla; Cervidae
Gene: CCDC188
Product: coiled-coil domain containing 188
Exons: 8
Coding region: 78-1685 (535 amino acids)
Source: RefSeq, a predicted model, not a curated record